Messenger RNA from Neogale vison (American mink), 2817 nucleotides. It is a transcript of the gene LRTM2, whose product is annotated as leucine rich repeats and transmembrane domains 2. Gene Ontology annotation, molecular function: protein binding. The record is from RefSeq and is a predicted model, not a curated record. Gene Ontology annotation, cellular component: plasma membrane. The transcript has 6 exons. Lineage: Eukaryota; Metazoa; Chordata; Mammalia; Carnivora; Mustelidae. Bases 591 to 1703 code for a protein of 370 amino acids.
CUCCGUCUCUUUGCUCCCGCACACAGCGCUCUCCUCCUCUCCCCCUUCUUCCCUCUCCUAUCGUCUCCCUCUGUCCCUCCCUCUUUCCUUCUCAGUUUGUUAUUGACCCAGCAGCCUGGUCCCCUUGGCAGCUGCGGCGGCAGGCAUUCCUUCUCCCCCGUGCUUUGUGCUGCGCUCCAGGUCCCUGCUCCUGGCGGACUGGGGACUCAGUGCCUACUGCGCUCCGCUUGACAGGGCUGUCUGGAUUUCUCCAGGAACCCCAGGAGGGUCUCCCUGGACGGAUGGUUUAGAGCUACUUGAUUUAAGGAGCUUGCGGUCAGGGUGAAGAAAGCUGCUGCAGCAUGAACUCCCUGAGCUGAUGAGUCUUAUUAUAGACCAGCGGGCGGAAGACAGAGCACUGCACCUCACCUCUCAGGCGAAGGUGGAGGGGAAGCGGGAGGCCAGCCCGGUGGCGGGAGCAGGGCCUGGGCCUCACGCCUGACACAGCAGCAGACUCUGCCUCCUCGGGGGCCAUGGACUGACAGGUAGCGCGCACUGAGGGGCUCUUCUCUCCCCGGAGGUAUAGAGCUGUGAGAGCCGUGGCGUUCACCAUGCUGGCCCGGGGCGCUGGCCCUGAGCAGAGGACCAGGCCUGCCCUGCCAUGGAGGCAGAUCUCCUGGUUCACCUGCUGGAUCACGCUGUAUGCUGUGGACGCCCUCCCUGCCUGCCCCUUCUCCUGCAAGUGUGACAGCCGCAGUCUGGAGGUGGACUGUAGUGGCCUAGGCCUCACCAUGGUGCCCCCAGACUUGCCUGCGGCCACCCGAACCCUCUUACUCUUGAACAAUAAGCUGAGUGCCCUGCCAAGCUGGGCAUUCGCCAAUCUGUCCAGUCUGCAGCGGCUGGACCUAUCCAACAACUUCCUGGACCAGCUGCCCCGGUCCAUUUUUGGGGACCUGACGAAUCUCACGGAGCUGCAGCUGCGCAACAACAGCAUCAGGACCCUGGACAGGGACCUGCUGCAGCACUCGCCCCUGCUCCGCCACCUGGACCUGUCCAUCAAUGGGCUGGCGCAGCUGCCCCCUGGCCUUUUUGAUGGACUCCCCGCUCUGCGCUCCCUGUCACUUCGCUCCAACCGUCUGCAGAACCUGGACCGGCUGACGUUUGAACCCCUCGCAAGUCUGCAGCUGCUGCAGAUUGGGGACAACCCCUGGGAGUGUGACUGUAACCUGCGUGAUUUCAAGCACUGGAUGGAGUGGUUCUCCUACCGAGGGGGGCGCCUGGACCAGCUGGCCUGCACCCUACCCAAGGAGCUGAGGGGGAAGGACAUGCGCGCCGUCCCCAUGGAGAUGUUCAACUACUGCUCCCAGUUGGAGGACGAGAAUAGCUCGGCUGGGCUGGGUAUUCCGGGGCCGCCCUGCACCAAGGCCAGCCCUGAACCUGCUAAGCCCAAGCCAGGGGCUGAGCCGGAGCCUGAGCCUAGCACAGCCUGCCCCCAGAAGCAGCGGUAUCGGCCGGUGAGCGUGAGGCGGGCCAUCGGCACCGUGAUCAUCGCGGGGGUAGUCUGUGGCAUCGUCUGCAUCAUGAUGGUGGUGGCUGCUGCCUACGGCUGCAUCUAUGCCUCCCUCAUGGCCAAGUACCACCGGGAGCUCAAGAAGCGGCAGCCCCUCAUGGGGGACCCGGAGGGUGAGCACGAAGACCAGAAGCAGAUCUCUUCUGUGGCAUGAGAGCCCCGCCCCACUGGCCUAGGGACACCAGCCCAGAGGCCUUGACGCUGCAGCAUGUGUGGAUGGCAGCCUCCAGAGAGCCCAGGCCCAUCCCACUGGGCGUUUCUUCAGCGCUGUCUAAGGACAUCAUCACUGCCAGGCCCCAUGGGGAUACCCACCAAUUCCACUCCUAUAGCCUGCAGCCCAAGAACCAUUGCUCUGUACCCCUCACCCCUCCAUCUUCAGCAGAUCCGGGCCUGGGACCUCGGGGUGGGGACUGGGUCACGACUGGUGGCAUCUUGGGAAUGCAGACGGCCUUAGCAUAAGCUCGCUGCCAGGGCAGACCCCCAGCAGGCCCCAGGGGCAGGGAGAGGGCUGCAGGUUCUGCCCAGAGGCUGCAGGGGUGGGGUUCCUUCCCCAGGGUUUUGUGUGCUCAGUCUGGCUUCCUGGAGUCUUUAAUUGCACCUGGGCUGGGCUCCAGACCAGAGCAUGGGCUGGGGUCCUGUUUGUUACCUGCAGCCUACACCGAAGGGGCGGUAGGGGAGGAGAUGGCUGUGCUGCUGUGCGGGACUUUGUGGGGCACGAGUGCCCUUGUGUAGGUUGGCCCUCUCCCUGUGAGUCUGAUCACAGGUGAGGACUAGGUCUCCCCCUGCUGGACACCCGUUUUCCCACGGCUUACUGAGAGUGGGGAGGCAUCAGGCUGCUUUCAGGCUCUAAGAGGGGGUCUUGCUGGUGGCCCCGGAAGAGGACUCCAGAACAUGGAGGCCAAGAGUCUGAGGAGGGACAGGGCAGGACAGGGCAGGCCCACCUUGCCUUGCACGCCGCUCCCCCAUCCUUUCACCUUAUAGAGGAUCGUGGUAUGUGUGGGGGGCUGGGGGAGGGGCAGGGAAUGCCUUUGAACAUUGUGGGGGCGGAGCUCAGUGCAGGUGGCCUCCCUGGAGCUGGGGGCAUAGUCUUCCUUCUUUUGGCUUUCCAGCUGAUACCAGAUCUAGGAAUUUUCUAAAGGAAAAGGUGGGGAGGGGUGGGUAUUGUCAACAGUGGUAUCUUCGGCCUGAGAUAGAAGAUUUUUAAAGGCAAAAUUAUAUUUCUGGUUCGUUGUUUCAGAAGAACAAUAAAGACUGUAUUUUCCUAUGUA